Messenger RNA from Fusarium oxysporum Fo47, 2268 nucleotides. Its product is annotated as frequency clock protein. Gene Ontology annotation, cellular component: cytoplasm; nucleus. Bases 1 to 2268 code for a protein of 755 amino acids. The record is from RefSeq and is a predicted model, not a curated record. NCBI's taxonomy places the organism in Eukaryota, Fungi, Ascomycota, Sordariomycetes, Hypocreales, Nectriaceae. The transcript is spliced from 9 exons. Gene Ontology annotation, biological process: circadian rhythm; regulation of DNA-templated transcription.
AUGCCUUUAAAGCAGAGCAGUUCACAUAAAACCCCGCCACCACCAACCGAUCAUUCUCUCCAUCUCAAUUCCUUUAGCGGCAGUGAUGAGACGGUGCCAAGCGAUCCACUAGAGUGGCAUAACGACUCAAGUUAUAACGUGACCGCCAACAACAAUGCUGUAGAUGGUCGCCCUCCUGUACCCAUCACGGCGGACAGCAGCAGCGUUGAUGACUACCGCAGCGUCAUCGACGACCUAACGCUAGAGAUUCAACAGCUAAGGAAGGAACUCAAGCGCCAUAAGCAACCGGGUCCGGCCUUGCUCCAUCAAGACAAGCUAUUUGAGAUCAAAGUCUAUGGGCUGCCCCAAAAGAAAAAGAGAGAGCUCGAAACCAUACUGAGAGACCUUGCCGCGGAUCUCGAUAAAUAUCCAGAGGCGUCAUCAUCUCAAAAAAGGAAAAGGAUAUCCCCCAAUAAUCGCGAUCACAUAUACUCCAAACCUGGGAUCCAGGGCAGUCAUGCUCCCUCCUCUCCAUGUUCCAGCCUCCGGCCGGCUGACUCCGCCUACGCCUCUAUGUCGGCCGGUGGCGAGUCUUCAAGAACGCCAUUUAACCUCCCCAUCUUGCCUUCAAUCAAAUCAUCAAAGGACAAGGUAGAGGAUUAUCUACGAGAUGUUCCCGACGGCCUGUACCCACAACACGUAAUCAUGACAGACAAGGAGCGGAAGAAUCCCGUUGUUCGUCGUCUCGAACAGCUCUUUACAGGCAGAAGUAACAGUUCCGAUAUCUCGAAGAUGCCGCCUAUGCGGCCGGGUGGUAACUUCAUUGUGGCGCGCGUUGUAGCGGAUGCACAGGUGGCGGACUCAUCAUCCACCCACGAACCACAAAUUAUUGAAACUGAGUCUAUCCGAGAAGCCAGAAUCCUCUCUCUAAAACAACAAUCUCGCGCUUGGGAAAAUCAGUGCCAUUCAAGUGACCAUGGGUCGACUUCUGAUCCCGAUAUGGACAAUAUGGAGACAGGAGGCAAUGACAAAGGCUUGGUCUCGGGUACCAAGCCGUUUCCCCCACUCCCGCUUCUGCCAAAACAGCGACCAACGCGACUUUGUGAUUUGGACCCUGAUCGUGCUCAGAUUCCGUCUGAGAAUAUGAACUAUAUCCGACAUUUGGACCUACUGUCGCCCGACAUAUUGCCUGGACAGCAGAGUAUUCAGGAUGUCCACCUAGACGCUGAAGGCUGGCUCCACUUGAUCAACGUAACUCCUGGCUUCCUAUCCACUGACGGGAAUAAAAUUCGAUGGCGAGGUGGAUCCAAAGGUACCAAUCCUUCUGUCGACGAUAUCGAUGGUUCAGAAAAGAAACGUAAGCAUCAGAAGACUGGCCCAUUUAUUAGCAGUGAAUCCCAGUCCAGCGGCUCAAGUAAGAAUGUGCCUGCAUUUGACCCACAGCUUUGCGCUCGAGAUUCGUCAGGUUGGCAUACUUCCCAGGGUGGUCCUGGCGUGUCAGGCUUGGGCUUGAAUUACUCCGGAGGGUCGGCUGGCAAAUGGCAACGUCACGAAGGUACUAUCACAUACUAUAGCGGUGCACCUUUCUGCACUGAUUUAUCGAGUGAUCCAGUUGAUUUAUCACCAACCACUCGCACGCCCUCGAGCGCCCAAAACCGAAAGGAUGCUCACUACCGACCGUUGACGGAUCGAUGUAAAGACAUGUUUCAGCUGACCUCAGUCAUGGGCGAGGAUAAUAAUGAAGUACAGGGUUUGACAAACGAUGGGAGUGAACAAAGCAGCGAUAUCGAGCUGAAUUUAAUUUGGAACGACGAUCAGCAGCACAUGUCGCAGCAGCCCCUGGAACCCUGCGGACUCGGCGGUGUUCUCCCCGAUGAUCACUUUAUCGUAGUUGUCGAUACAAAGCGGCCCAAGCAAUAUAUCCUCCCACGGGCUUCCGAGUCUCACACUAGGAGGUCGAACGAAAGCAUAGAGGGGAUCAUUCAUCGACGGGCGGCGACGUUAACCUUUUGCCCUGUCCCUGGCGGUUCGGAAACAAAAAAAACCGAAGAAUCACCGUCUAUCGGGAUUAAGUAUUUGUCAUGGCGUAUCAAGAGAUUGACACAAGUCCCACUGCCAGCACCUGCUAUUUUCUUUCCGCCGUUUAGCACUGAUAAUUCCACGUCUGGCGAUGACGACCUGUCUAUAGAUGUAGAUAAUACCCGGUCGUCAGAAGAUUACGCUAAUGGUGUCGAUGUUAGCAGCGGCAUUGAUGCUGGUGAAGUUCCGGACGGAUUGUCUCGGGACUAG